UCUCUCUCUCUUUCUCUCUGUGUUAAGUUGAAGGGAUGGUGCGGUGGGUGUUUCUGUAAAAUGAUUGUGGUCCUUGAAUAGAAAAGGAGCUAAAGGGUAGUGUUUAUAAGUCAAUAUAUAUUCAAGUGCCAGUUAAUCAAAUAAAGGUGCUGAAGAAGAAGUGCAAACAGAAAGAGAGAGAGAAAUACAUGACAAUGGCUUUAGAAGCUCUUACUUCUAAUGAGCCUUUCAACUUCAUCAUUUAUGAUACCAUCUCCGCAACCCCCUACAGCUUCCAAGACUCUUCAGGGACGACUAGCAAUUUCAUACCUCCAGACAAGUACUUCUGCACCAGCACCAGUAGCAUGAAAUCUGAUCAAGACACCCAAAUUAAGAGGGCGUUGAAUUUGGAAGCCGCAGCAGCAGGUGGUGGUGGUAAGCAGAAGCAGAGUUCUCUGGGUGUAAACAAUAAUAAUGCUCAGCAGCAGCAGCAAGGGCGGAAGAAGAGGAGGAGAAAGCCAAGGGUUUGCAAGAACAAGGAAGAAGCUGAGACUCAGAGAAUGACUCACAUUGCCGUUGAGAGAAACCGCAGAAAACAAAUGAAUGAGCAUCUUGCCAUUCUGCGCUCUCUCAUGCCUGACUCUUAUGUCCAAAGGGGUGACCAGGCGUCCAUAGUAGGAGGAGCCAUAGAACUCGUGAAGGAGCUUGAGCACCUCUUGCAUUCCGUUGAAGCACAGAAACUCCAACUUCUACACAAUGCAGAUGUCUCCACCUCCACCUCCAAAGUUGUGCAAACCCCUUUUACACAAUUACUAGAAUGCCCUCAGUACACUUGGUCUCACUGCCCCAACAAAUUCACAUCAAAAACCAAGGCAGCCAUAGCCGAUAUUGAGGUCACAUUAAUUGAGACCCAUGCAAACCUUAAGAUCAUGUCACGCAGAAUUAGCCCCAGACAGCUUUCCAAGUUGGUUGGUGGAAUUCAAUCCCUUCAGCUCACCAUCCUUCAUCUUACAGUUACCACCAUGGACCCUUAUGUUCUCUACUCCAUCAGUGUCAAGAUUGAAGAAGGGUGCUUACUGAGUUCGGUGGAUGACAUAGCAACAGCAAUUCACCACAUGCUUAGAGUAAUUGAGGAAGCAGCUACCUUGUGUUAAUUAAAUUCUCUUUUUAUAUUUUCUAUUUUUCUAUUUUCCAUAUGUAGCUACAGUACCAGAAAAAGACCUUGAGUAGGAUCUUAAUGGGCUUGGGCUUUCUGAGGCUCAGCCCAUGCUGAUGGGCAUUUGAACUAGUUUAUCUGACCUGUUUGUAAGAUGUGUAGGACAGUGUUAAGAGUGAACAUGUGAGCUAUGUCAAUAAACUUUCAUGAAUGAUUUUAGGCUUGUUUAAAUUACAUCUUAUAAUACAUUAGAACUUU
This is a messenger RNA of Prunus mume (Japanese apricot), 1393 nucleotides long. RefSeq names its product transcription factor bHLH71. NCBI's taxonomy places the organism in Eukaryota, Viridiplantae, Streptophyta, Magnoliopsida, Rosales, Rosaceae. Gene Ontology annotation, molecular function: DNA-binding transcription factor activity; protein dimerization activity. Gene Ontology annotation, cellular component: nucleus. Gene Ontology annotation, biological process: positive regulation of DNA-templated transcription; stomatal complex development; guard cell differentiation. The record is from RefSeq and is a predicted model, not a curated record.